CAUAUUUUUAGACACCUAAUCCAUUUUACGUUUAGGCCCUUCCCUCUCCCGUGUCAUUGGUGAAUGACCGAAGAUGUCGCACAGUAGGCUGUUUACUCGGCUGUUCUUACAGCAGAGCAGUGUCCGACAUUGCUAUACCGCCUCAAGAAAGAACCUCUACAUCAACAAGGACACUAAGGUCAUUUGCCAGGGCUUCACCGGAAAGCAGGGGACCUUCCACAGUCAGCAGGCUCUGGACUAUGGCUCCCGGCUCGUCGGAGGAGUCUCCCCCGGCAAGGGAGGCAAGACCCACCUCAGCAUGCCCGUCUUCAACUCCGUGAAGGAGGUACGGUGUGGCGUUUCUCUCUCUCUCUCUCUCUCUCUCUCCUCCUUCCCCCCCGCGGCGAAGGACUGCACGGGCGGCCUCUGACUCGUGCUCGCCUUGCGGGCGGCCAUCUGGAGCAUCGAGCGAGAUGCUCUGGUGUGUGCUCCGAGGAUCCCAAAACAGGACAUGGUGAAGGUGAAGCACCGCCUGCUCCGCCAGGGCACCACCCGCCUCAUCGGGCCCAACUGCCCCGGCGUCAUCAACCCCGGAGAAUGCAAGAUCGGAAUCAUGCCGGGCCACAUCCACAAAAAAGGCAGAAUCGGCAUCGUGUCCCGGUCCGGUACGCUGACUUACGAAGCUGUGCACCAAACUACACAAGUGGGCCUGGGGCAGUCUCUCUGUGUGGGCAUCGGCGGGGACCCGUUCAACGGGACGAACUUCAUAGACUGCCUGGAGGUGUUCCUGCAGGACCCCAAGACUGAGGGAAUCAUCCUGAUCGGCGAGAUCGGCGGGGACGCGGAGGAGAACGCCGCAGAGUACCUGAAAGAGCACAACUCUGGUGUCAAGGCCAAGCCGGUGGUGUCGUUCAUCGCCGGCCUCACCGCGCCCCCGGGCAGGAGGAUGGGCCACGCCGGCGCCAUCAUCGCGGGAGGGAAGGGCGGAGCCAAAGAGAAGAUCUCCGCCCUGCAGGCGGCCGGGGUGGUAGUCAGCAUGUCCCCUGCCCAGUUGGGCAGUACCAUUUUCAAGGAAUUUGAGAAGAGGAAGAUGCUGUGAAUGUGGAGCCAAGAACACCUCUCCCCCACCUCCACCCCCCGCACCCCUCCAAGUGGAUCGUUUUGUGUUCGUUGCCCUUGGUUUGGGGAGCCAGCCCCAGGAGAACCCAAGCUCUCCUCACGUUCACUGUAACUUAAACUCAUACAAUUUAAUAUGUAUGACGUCCUUAAUGUAUGCCAGAAGAAUAAUAAAUGUAUGAUAUCUUGA
Molecule: messenger RNA, 1285 nt
Organism: Anguilla rostrata (American eel)
Lineage: Eukaryota; Metazoa; Chordata; Actinopteri; Anguilliformes; Anguillidae
Gene: suclg1
Product: succinate-CoA ligase GDP/ADP-forming subunit alph
Exons: 9
Biological process (GO): tricarboxylic acid cycle
Cellular component (GO): succinate-CoA ligase complex (ADP-forming); mitochondrion
Molecular function (GO): succinate-CoA ligase (GDP-forming) activity; succinate-CoA ligase (ADP-forming) activity
Source: RefSeq, a predicted model, not a curated record